AUGGACCACCUCCCCAAGUUUCGCAGAAAGCCAAAGAUCCCGACAAUCUCCACCGCAGACGUUAAGACCUCUCCCUCCCGAAACGGUAUCGACGAACAACAGCCGCCUCAGCAAAUAUACCCCUCCACAACCGUCACCGUCACCGGCGGCCGAUCCCCCACCCCGACCAAGCCCGGCCUGCGCAAGUCCGCUUUCCGCGGUCUACACCUGCGCAGCUCAGGCAAACGUUUACGAUCCCCUCCUCCGGCCUCCCUGCCGCAGUCGCCGCCCCCCGCGAUCGUCUCCCACGACGGAAUCACUUCGUCCCCGAGGCCAAAAGAUAAGGAUGGCAGUGGUGGUGGCGUUGGCGCUGGCAGCAAGGACGACUUGGCCUCGUCCGGGAAGAGCAGCCACGAAAGUUUCAGGCCCAAGCCGAGAAUACCGGCCUUCCUGAACCUUUCCGUACCAGAUUUAGACAAUAAGUUCCAGGAGCUUGUAUGGCAGGAACGCAACCGUCUGGCUGCCGGCAUGGCUCCCGACGCUGACGAGACCACGAAAUGGGGCUCUUACAAGCAGGUUGACAUGCGCAGAGGCCCGCAAGAUCGCUACUUCAACAUCAAGCCCUGGAACCACAACCGCAUAAAACUACGCGUGCCCGCAGAAGAGCUCGACUACGUCAACGCCUCUACGAUAUCCCUCUCUUCUCCCUCGAAUAAGGAGCUCCCUCCCUUACGCUACAUCGCGAUGCAGGGUCCGACAGAGAACUCCCUAGACUUUGUCUGGCGCAUGAUUGCAGAGCAGCUCACAGAUCCCGUCGUUAUCGUACAGCUCACCAGCUUCUACGAAAACAACCAGGUGAAAUGCUAUCCUUACCUGCCAAUGGACGAGGAGCACGAGCCCUGGGUCAUCAACGAGACCGACGGUUGGAGCGACGGCUGGAGUGCUACGCUGACCUUUGACUCUCUCCUGUCCCUGGAGAACGGCGCCAUCGAGGUGCGCAAGCUCCUGCUGCGCGUAGGCGACGAGGAAGAGGAUCGCAUUGUCUGGCACCUACUCUACACCAAAUGGCCCGACUUUGGAGUCCCCGCCGUCGACGACCUGUCCAGCUUUUUCACGCUUAUGCGUCUGUCGCGCGAGUACAACACGACCUCAGAGAACCCGCGCAUCAUCCACUGCAGCGCGGGUGUAGGACGAACAGGCACUUUUAUCACUCUGGAGCAUCUGAUGCGCGAGCUCGAUGAGGGUGCGCUCGACGACUACGACGGUGCCGGCGAGGGUGACGACCUCAUCUUUGCGACCGUCGAUGCCCUUCGCGAGCAGCGCCGCAGCAUGGUCCAGGCUGAGUCGCAGUACUUAUUCCUAUACCAGGUGCUGCGCAAGCUGUGGCAGGAAAAGUAUGAUGUCGAGGACAGUGACGGAGACAGCGAGCCCGCAGCUAAGAGGCUGGAGGUUGAGGACUCGUCGACCGAUUGA
Molecule: messenger RNA, 1452 nt
Organism: Colletotrichum fioriniae
Lineage: Eukaryota; Fungi; Ascomycota; Sordariomycetes; Glomerellales; Glomerellaceae
Biological process (GO): protein dephosphorylation
Molecular function (GO): protein tyrosine phosphatase activity
Source: RefSeq, a predicted model, not a curated record